AUGUCUAGAAGAUUCGCUCCCAUGAUCGCCGCAGCUGGUGCCGCCGCAGCUGCCGUCGGCAUCUAUCGCAGCAGGCAAGGAAAGGCAGCCGACAGCCAAGAUGGAACUUCUCGCAAUCCAGCUCAUACCAAGCGCGACCUGGGCCUCGGAGGCGCUGGUGUCGGGGGCAACCAGGUGGUCGGUAGCGCUGAGCUGGGAGCUUCUCGUGGUCGCCCCGACCAAGAUCCCGAAGCAAAGACAGGAACAACGGCCUCACCGUCGGAGCUCCCAUCUGGGGGAGUCGGAGGAGGCGAAGGCGCAGGUGGGAGCAAUGCCCGACGAGUGCAGCUGCCCACAACUGGCAAGUCGCAAGACGCGACGGGGAACAUGAAGAGAACAGGCGUGUCCGAUACGAUGGAUUCCCUAGAGAACAGCGUGUCAUCGCUAGGGUCAUCGGCCUCUACGGAUCGGCCCGGGGUCUUGGGAACUAUAUCGGGAGCCUUUGGCCACGGUGGGAAGAGGGCAGCGGACAAGGCUGAGGAUUCGGUCGUCCACAAUACCAGAGACAUCAACUAA
Molecule: messenger RNA, 555 nt
Organism: Purpureocillium lilacinum
Lineage: Eukaryota; Fungi; Ascomycota; Sordariomycetes; Hypocreales; Ophiocordycipitaceae
Source: RefSeq, a predicted model, not a curated record